This is a messenger RNA of Anopheles marshallii, 1614 nucleotides long. Its product is annotated as lachesin-like. Gene Ontology annotation, biological process: homophilic cell-cell adhesion; synapse organization. Lineage: Eukaryota; Metazoa; Arthropoda; Insecta; Diptera; Culicidae. The transcript has 10 exons. The record is from RefSeq and is a predicted model, not a curated record. Gene Ontology annotation, molecular function: axon guidance receptor activity. The coding region runs from base 1 to 1614 and encodes 537 amino acids. Gene Ontology annotation, cellular component: axon; neuronal cell body; plasma membrane.
AUGCAUCUUCGCAGCUGGGGUGCGGUGCAACUUGCACUGGCGUUGGCCGUCGUGCUGGUCGGAACAAUGGUUGAAACGCUGCCACAGUCGAGUAUAAGCGUUUCGAAGGAGCAGCGCAACAAACAGGAUGCGGUGGAAAGUCCGAGCGAUGACUACGAUGAUGAUUAUGACGAUGACGAGGAUGUGCCAUCGCAGGAGAAACCGGAGAUCAGUGACAACGCGUUGCUGGGGACGAAUCUGCUAACCAAGGACUACAUCGAGCAGGCACGGGCAAGCGAACAGGUUACGCUCAAAUGCCAAGUCAGCAAUCCGACAAGUAACACCAUCAUCAUGUGGUACUACAACCAGAAGCCCAUCUUCCAGCAUAUGACGAAACUGACGUCCGAUACGCGGUAUGCGCUACUACCGGACUACUCGCUGCAAAUCGAUAACGUACAGCUAGCGGACGAAGGUGUCUACUCCUGCCAAGUACUGCCCAACAAAAUGAGCGUCAAAAUUGAGCUGCAGUUGUUGACACCUCCACGAGAUGUUCACAUCAUGCAUGGUAACAAGAUCAUUAACGAUUCGAUUGAAGUUCAUCAGCGAGAUCGCAAGUUUAUUCUGCUGUGUUCUGCCGGAGGACAUCCCACACCACUGAUCACCUGGUCGUAUCGCGGACGCCACCUGGAUGAGGAAAAUAGCCGCCAGAUUGGCAUUGUGCUGCGUAAGGAGUUUUUGGACAUUCAUGAAGUGAAGGCCCAACAUGCCGGAGACUACGAAUGUAUGGCCCAGAACGGUAUCGGUGAUCCAGUCAGUCGGACUGUGACCGUGAUUGUAAAAGAUGAAUCAUCGGAAGAGCUGGAGGACGAUGAUAUGGAUGCGUCCAACGUAACUGCACCACCGCUGGAGAAAGGCAAUCCAAUCAUACACAAACACACCAGCUACAUCAACAGUGCCAUCGGGGAGAAUGUGGAGCUCGUUUGUCUGUACGACAGCAAUCCAGCUCCACGCAAAAUUCAGUGGCUGCGGGAUAAUGAGAUUGUUCAGCAGUCAGCUGGCCAGACUACGAUCACGAACGAUCACCACAACCAUCACAACCGUACCCGGCUCACUAUCCGCAAUGUUCAGCAAAAGGACCUGAAGGCGUACUAUUGCAAAAUUGAGAAUGAGCUGGGAGAAGCGAUCUCCAAAACGAUCGUUGGACUGCAACCGGGCGGAGCACAUCUGAUUUACUCCAACGUUUCCGAUGGAUUGCUGCACACGUGGUGGAAAAUUCACAGUAUUCAAACAAUCUCCGAGAUGCAGGUGCUCUACCGCGGAGAAAAUACCAAAUACGCACCGGUAAAUGCCGAAAUCUCCAGCCAAGACCAAAACACCGAUGGAUACACCUGGACCAUUCGCAAAUCGGUCCGACUUCCGGAGGGCGAGUGGUUUGUGACGGCCCGGACACGCAACACCGAGGGUUGGUCCAGUGCCGAAAGCCUACCGCACCAGUUCCAGAUCCGUGAUGCGAUGGACAACAUUCAGGUCGCUUCGAUCGGUGGUUCCAGCGGUGCCCAUCGGACACUUCCGGUGCUAUCGACUGGCGCGUUGGUGCUGUUGCUGUUGCCCUUCGUUAAGUCACUAGUGUAUUAA